ACCAGCCGAAAACAGCUCAACCUGCUGACCUGUGGCCGGUUCCAGGCCGCCCAGAGGCGGCUCUACUCCACGGAGCCCAAAGGAGGACCACCAGGAGGAGGAAGACCCGGUGGAGGGAAGAGAGGAGGAAAAGACUGGUGGAGUCGAAUGCAGAAGGGGGACUUCCCCUGGGACGAGAAGGAUUUCCGUUACAUGAUGCUCACCCUGGCCGGGGUCAGCUCGGCUGUGCUCUACUUCUACUUCCGAGACAACGGCAGAGAGAUCAGCUGGAAGGACUUUGUCCACCGCUACCUGGGCAGAGGCUUGGUGGAGCGGCUGGAGGUGGUCAACAAGCAGUACGUGAGGGUCAUCCUGGUGCCGGGAGGAGACAGUGAAACGAGCUACGCCUGGUUCAACAUCGGCAGCGUCGACACGUUCGAGAGGAACCUGGAGGCUGCGCAUGUGGAGCUGGGCCUGGAGCCGUCACACCGAGCUGCCGUCAUCUACAGCUCCGAGAGCGACGGCUCCUUCCUGAUGAGCAUGAUCCCCACCCUGCUGCUGAUUGGCUUCCUCCUCUUCACCCUGCGACGGGGACCAAUGGGAGGAGGCGCGGGCGGGGGGAGGAGCCCCUUCAGCAUGAGCGAGUCCACGGCCAAGAUGAUGAAGGACAACAUCGAGGUGAAGUUCAAAGACGUGGCGGGAUGCGAGGAGGCCAAGCUGGAGAUCCUGGAGUUCGUCAACUUCCUGAAGAACCCGCAGCAGUACCAGGAUCUGGGAGCCAAAAUCCCCAAAGGCGCCGUGCUGUCCGGCCCCCCCGGGACGGGGAAGACUCUCCUGGCCAAAGCCACGGCGGGGGAGGCCAACGUGCCCUUCAUCACCGUCAACGGCUCAGAGUUCCUGGAGAUGUUCGUGGGCGUCGGCCCCGCCAGAGUGAGGGACAUGUUUGCCAUGGCCAGAAAGAACGCGCCCUGCAUCCUUUUCAUCGACGAGAUCGACGCCGUGGGGAGAAAGCGAGGAGGGGGAAACUUCGGGGGUCAGAGUGAGCAGGAGAACACCCUGAACCAGCUGCUGGUGGAGAUGGACGGUUUUAAUACAGCUACUAAUGUGGUGGUCCUGGCCGGAACCAACAGGCCUGACAUCCUGGAUCCUGCACUGAUGAGACCCGGGCGCUUUGACAGACAGAUUUAUAUAGGCCCUCCGGACAUCAAAGGAAGGGCGUCGAUCUUUAAAGUCCACCUGCGACCAAUCAAAUUGGACCCCGGUCUGGACAAAGAUGCCAUCGCACGCAAAAUGGCUGCAGCCACUCCAGGAUUCACUGGUGCCGACAUCGCUAACGUCUGCAACGAGGCGGCUCUCAUCGCCGCCAGGUACCUGAAUCCAUCGGUCAACGCGAAGCACUUUGAGCAGGCCAUCGACCGGGUCAUCGGAGGUCUGGAGAAGAAGACCCAGGUCCUGCAGCCCGCAGAGAAGAAGACGGUAGCAUAUCACGAGGCGGGGCACGCCAUCGUGGGCUGGUUCCUGCAGCACGCCGACCCUCUGCUUAAGGUGUCCAUCAUCCCCCGGGGGAAGGGUCUGGGCUACGCUCAGUACCUGCCCAGAGAGCAGUACCUGUACAGCAAGGAGCAGCUGUUCGACCGGAUGUGCAUGAUGCUGGGGGGCCGCGUUUCCGAGCAGGUCUUCUUUGAACGCAUCACCACCGGAGCUCAGGACGACCUGAAGAAAGUCACGCAGUCCGCGUACGCACAGGUGGUGCAGUUCGGCAUGAGCGAUAAGGUGGGCCAGGUGUCGUUCGACCUCCCGCGGCAGGGCGAGAUGGUCCUGGAGAAGCCCUACAGCGAAGCCACGGCCGAGCUCAUCGACGCCGAGGUCAGGGCGCUGGUGGAGCGCGCCUAUGAGCGCACGCUGCAGCUCAUCAAGGACAAGAAGGACCUGGUGGACCUGGUGAGCUGUGGGCUUUAA
Molecule: messenger RNA, 1938 nt
Organism: Menidia menidia (Atlantic silverside)
Lineage: Eukaryota; Metazoa; Chordata; Actinopteri; Atheriniformes; Atherinopsidae
Source: the annotation of a GenBank genome assembly